AUGAUGAAAAGAGCAUUCUUUAAUAUUCCAACUCGAUUCGCCAGCAACAAAGCUUCCUCCUUCCAAGCUCGUUUCACAGUCAUCAGCAAGAAAUUUUUCUCGCAUAGCCUCUUAACUAGAAAAGAAGAGGAAGAUAAACCUCUUUCCUAUUCCGAACAAAUAACUAAGCAAAUCAUCGAGCGAUACAAAAAUAUAUUAGAAAUGGCAGGCGACAAGAGUGGAUUGGAAAAACUACAAGAACAAUUAGAAUCCGAGGACAAUCAAACUCAUAUUCAAAAUAUUAUCCGAAAUGUUAGAUUGGAUCUAGUCGACGAGCCAUCAGAAGAAAUUAAAAAAGCACAAGAAGACAAAAUGGAUGACAAACGUAAACAACAAUUCGAAGAGAGAAAACGUGCAGAAAUCGAGAGGAGAAAAAACUCAGGGAAAGAAAAGAAAGAGCCAAGUAACAAAAUUGAAUAUAGAGUUGUUGAACGAAGUUAG
Molecule: messenger RNA, 480 nt
Organism: Naegleria lovaniensis
Lineage: Eukaryota; Heterolobosea; Eutetramitea; Acrasida; Naegleriidae
Exons: 1
Coding region: 1-480 (159 amino acids)
Source: RefSeq, a predicted model, not a curated record